This is a messenger RNA of Hippoglossus stenolepis (Pacific halibut), 8131 nucleotides long. It is a transcript of the gene kif26ab, whose product is annotated as kinesin family member 26Ab. Lineage: Eukaryota; Metazoa; Chordata; Actinopteri; Pleuronectiformes; Pleuronectidae. Gene Ontology annotation, biological process: microtubule-based movement. Gene Ontology annotation, molecular function: microtubule motor activity; microtubule binding; ATP binding. The transcript has 16 exons. The coding region runs from base 220 to 6255 and encodes 2011 amino acids. The record is from RefSeq and is a predicted model, not a curated record.
UUCUCUCCUGUGCCAAAAAAAACCUCCUCCGCUGCGCGCAAACUUGUCACACGCUCCCCAGUUCGAUCAGCAGCUCCUGGUCCCAGCACAGUCUGACAGAUGACCGGUAACCUUCAGCCAGGUCCUCGGUCCAUCCAGCCUAUGGCUCCGCGUCGCGUUUUUCACCGGCGAAACCUUUGAGUCCCCCCGCCGAAGGUGCGACCUUGAUCUGGAGGAGAAAUGAGCUCAUUUGGGGGCUACGCAGCUCCUGGUGGAGGCGACACCGGCCACCGCAUGUUCACUGUGGAGGGAUGCCCGGGUGGAGAGUCCCCGGUCACCCCCAGGAAAAGGCUUCACUCUGCGGAGGACGCGCGGUGCAGCAGCCGGCCUCCCCCCGAGGGCGCCGGGUCGGUGUCCAUCAACGAGUCGGAGGAGAAGGGAGGCUUCUGCCAGCAGUGUGAGAAGAAAGUGUCCGAGCUGAAGAGGCAAGCGCUGGCCCUGGCUGACCAGAACUCACUGAAGGACCCUGGAUAUGCAACAUUUCUGUUAGAGCAGCUUCAAACACCUGGGAGCCAUGACGCCGGUGUCAGCUGCUGCCAGGUGUGCUCCACGCCUCUGCACCAACUGAGGCAGGAGGCCUUGCAGACGCUCCGUGCUCCCGUCCUCGCCUUCAGCCCGGACAUGGCGGCCCUGCCCACCGCAUCGUUUUUACCGCAGCCUUCCAGACUCCCCAUGUCGUCCUCAAGUGUCCGUGCCAAACAGCUGUCCAAAGGCCAAACCAUCACGCACAGUGUCCUGCCCCUGGGGGAGAGGCGCAGGGUGCCGGGCUGGUCUCAGAGCCCCUCGGCCUCCUCGGGGCCCAGCGUCCAGGUGACGGUGGCAGGAGGGCAGAUCACCGGAUCCCUGAACACCGUCACCAUUCAGGCUCAGCAGUACCUCGAGGGCAUGUGGAGCAUCUCCAGGGUCAACAACUUCCUCCCUCAGCCUAAACUGGCCCCGGGUUUGACGGGGGAUCCAGUCAUGGUCGUCACAGCGUCAGAGGCCCCGGUCACCAACAUGACCACCACCACCACCAGUAGCAGCAGCAGCACCCUGACGCCCUGCCGACUGGGGAGCUCCAGCCAACCGGGACUCCCCUCAGCCGUCACCGUUACCUCCGCCUCUGCCUCCCCCUCCUCAUCUACAGCAGCCUCCUUCUUCAUUAGGGCAGCUCAGAAGCUGAAUCUGUCCUCCAAGCGCAAGAAGCACCAGCCCUCGCUGCUCCACCCACAGGAGCCCUCCAUCUACCCCACCAACUUCAGUGGCAUCCUGCAGGUCUCGCCGCCCCCCGCCCCGCCAUGCCUGCUCCGAGCCGUGUCCAAAGUAAAAGAGAACCCAGGAAUGGGAAAGGUGAAAGUGAUGAUGCGUAUCUGUCCGUCUCUGGAGGCGGCGGACUCCUCCGAGUCUCAGUCUUUUUUGAAAGUGGACAGUAGGAAGAAGCAGCUGACCCUCUAUGACCCCGCGUCCAGCCCGCCGCACUCCAGUUCAGGACAUCGGAGAUCUGCCACGGUGGCCGUCCCAAAGAUAUUCGCCUUCGAUGCUGUUUUUACCCAGGAUGCCUCACAAGCUGAGGUGUGCUCAGGGACCGUCGCCGAGGUCAUCCAGUCGGUGGUGAACGGCGCCGACGGCUGCAUCUUCUGCUUCGGCCAAGUCAAGCUCGGAAAGACAUACACCAUGAUCGGCAAAGACAGCUCCACUCAGAACCUCGGCAUCGUGCCCUGCGCCAUUUCCUGGCUCUUCAAGCUCAUCACCGAGCGCAAGGAGAAGACGGGCACGCGCUUCUCCAUCCGAGUGUCCGCCGUGGAAAUCUUUGGGAAGGACGAGGAGCUGAAGGACCUGCUGUCGGAGGUGUCAAGCGGCAGCCUGCAGGAGGGCCAGUCCCAGGGUAUCCACCUGAGAGAGGAUCCCAUCUGUGGCACUCAGCUCCAGAAUCAGAGCGAGCUCCGCGCCCCGACCGCUGAGAAGGCUGCCUUCUACCUGGAUGCAGCCAUCACCGCGCGCAGCACCAGUAAACCGAGUGCAGAUGAGGAGGACCGACGCAACUCCCACAUGCUUUUCACCCUGCACAUUUACCAGUACCGCAUGGAGAAGAGCGGCAAGGGAGGAAUGUCAGGCGGACGGAGCAGGCUGCACCUCAUUGACCUGGGGAGUUGUGAAAAGGUCCUGAGUAAGAGCAGAGAGGGAGGAGGAGGCCAGUGUCUCUCUCUGAACGCUCUGGGAAAUGUCAUCAUGGCUUUAACAAAUGGAGCAAAGCAUGUCCCCUACAGGGACAGUAAACUGACAAUGCUGUUGAGGGAGUCCCUUGGCAACAUCAACUGCAGAACGACCAUGAUCGCCCACAUCUCCGACUCCCCUGCCAACUACGCCGACUCACUCACCACCAUCCAGCUGGCAUCACGGAUCCACCGCAUGAGGAAGAAGAAAUCCAAGUAUGCAUCCAGUUCAUCUGGAGGGGAGAGCUCUUGUGAGGAAGGGAGGAUCCGCCGGCCGCCUCACCUCAGGCCCUUCCACCCUCGGACAGUAGCCCUGGACCCAGAGCUGCCCUCUCUGCUCAGUGACCCGGACUACUCCUCCAGUAGUGAACAGUCCUGUGAUACUGUCAUUUACGUUGGGCCGGGGGGAACUGCAAUCUCAGACAGAGAGCUCAGUGACAAUGAAGGCCCCCCUGCUUUUGUUCCAAUCAUCCCCUCGCUGAAUAGGAGGAGGUCUACAAAAGAUGGCCCUAUGGACAGAGACCAGUUCUUCAAAUGCAACACAUUUGCUGAGCUGCAGGAGAGGCUAGAGUGUAUAGACGGCAGUGAAGAACCCACUGCGUUUGUUGGAGAGGGCAAGCGAAGCCAGCCCAGCCCCAAGACUGACAAAUCUGAGAGCCAAGGCGCUGUUUCACCAAAGACUGUAGCAAAUAUUUCUGACAACCCAGAGGACCUCUCACCAAAACAAUCUCCAAAACAUGCCACCACACAACCAUCCAGCAGUCCCACUAGUAAAUCUAAACUUGACACUAUCAAGAGGCAAUGCAUACCGGCAGAAAGGGUACCGCCAGAGAGUGUCCAAAAUGUAUGCAGAACCAGCGCUGAUGGUGAGAAGGCCUUGGUUUCUGAAAGCCAGAUCAGUACAAACAAACUAUCAACCGCUGCAGUGCCAAACUCCGAGCCUGUGGUACGGGAGAAGGUCUUCUUCAACAAGAAAGCCCUGCCAAGGCCGGCUCCACCUCCGUCAGAGCUGAGAGAAAGUGCAGAUAAUGAAGAAAGAUCCAGCACCAGAUUGCCGCCUGUGGGAAUGAGCCACCAAGCCGUGAAAAGGAGGGAUCCUUGCACCUCUCCUUUGCUCAGAGGUCCGGUGGAGAUGUGUCAGGUGCGCUCUACCUUGAGGGAGAGGUGUCUGGAUCGGGACAUUCUCAGAGCCACUGUCACCUUGCAGCAGCCUGUAGAACUAAAUGGAGAGGAUGAGCUCGUGUUCACUGUGGUGGAGGAGCUGUCUAUAGGCAGUAUUAUAGAUCAGGGGCGGCCAACCAGCAUUAUCAGCUUCAACAGUGACUGCUCCCUUCAAGCCCUGGCCUCCGGCUCCCGACCUGUCAGCAUCAUCAGCAGCAUUAACGAUGAAUUUGAUGCCUACACGUCAGCGAUGGGAGGAUCAGAGGUGAACAUCGCAGUGGCCACACCCCUUCAGGAAGGAGCCAUGGAUAGCAGGGGUUCAUCUAUUAGCUCUUGGUUGAGUGAGGUUAGUGUUUGCACCUUGGAGAGCGAAGGGGCUCAUUCUUCGGAUGUCUUCCUUCCUCAGGCCAAACACAUGGGACCAGAGGCCACCUUUUACUUUGAUUCCCUGGAUAUGUUCCAUUGUGUAUCCUCUUCUAGAGAUGCCAAGAACUCCUUAAAUGACAGUGGAUUUAGUUUUUCUGAAUUAGACAGUGAUAGUGCUGCCUCAAGCAAACAAUCUUUGAGUAAGUGUCCCCCAUCUCCGGAAUCAGCCAAAGGCUCCCUCAGAUUCACAUCUAAAAUAACUAAAGCUCACUCGCUCAGUUCCUCCCAACUUCCACAGGCCCCCUCCAUAGUCCACUCUAGUCUACCCAGGAAGAUUAAACCUACCUCAUCCAUCUCUCAUAGUAGUAGCAGUAGCAGCAGCAGUAGAGAGCCACAGAGGUUAGAGGCUAAGCAGGAGGAUCCAUGGCAACGUAACGACAACCACUCCGAACCUCACUUUUCUGACUCCAGCAGCACCAGCAGAUUUGCCAGAAACCCCCCUAGUGGUAUACCUUCCAGCAAAACAGCCAACAACAGCAACAGUGUACCUCGCCCACCAAAGGUGCAGGGGUCUACCUCAUCCCAGAGGGUGGUUGAUGGCUGUGAGAAGUCAGCCAGCAAGAAUCCACCUAGCAAAAUGCCUCAGCUAAGACGAGGUGCCACUACCCUGGGGACAGUGCCCGUCAUCCAUUCCUUCGCAGACUACAAGGGAACCCAAGACAUCGUUGCAUCUGCCACAAGCCUUAAAUUCUCCUCUCUGGGGAAAAACAACAAGGCCAACUCACAGAAAGCGAGUAAUCUCCCGAAACCAGGUUGCAUCUCGCCUCCUCCCCCUCCAGUGAGAAAGUCCAGUCUUGAUCAUAAAACUAAGACCCUGCUGCCCCAAAGUGCCUUAAAGUCACCAUAUGGGGAGACAGGAAGGGCCUCUGGAGCAAGGUCAGCUGUAUCAGAGGAUGAGCUUGACGUACGGCCCAGAGCAGACUCCAUCAGUUUCAAAACCUCCAGCCUCAACACAGCCAAAGUUACCUCCAGUCUGAAGGCCAGAGGGCCAAGGGGAGAGGCUGGGCAGCAUUAUGGCAGUCAAAUGUCACUGGAGAGGUGUGGAAGCCUGUCUUUAUCGGGUUCAAGAACGGCACUUAGUAGGGAGAAUAGUGGGGCAAGUUUAGGGAGCAACAAAUCCAACAAGUCCAUUCCCAGAUUUGGUAUUCCUAAUUCAUCCAGCGCUCCUAUAGCUACAUGCCCCUCAUCCCCAGGUGGAGGGAAUACGACCAAAUCUGGUCAGGUAAAAGCAUCUGUAAAUCCCAGAGCAUUAGGGGCAGUCAAUAACAGCAAGGCCCGCUCGCUGUCGGCCAACCACUCAAAGGGCCUGAGCUCCUCCAACAAAUCUUUGUCCAAUCCCGUGUCCAGGACUACCAACGCCAACCUCCCUCCAUCAGGACGGACAUCAGCUCCUCGGGCCGCCGCUGCCGUUGGCAGUAAGCCUGGCAGGGGAACUAUCAUGGGCACAAAGCAGGCCAUGAGGGCUGCCAACAGCCGUGUGAGCGAACUGGCAACAGGCAACAUAUUAGGAAAGCACAUGAGAGGUUCAGGAGAUUCAGACAGUGGGAACGACAGUGGGGUGAACGUAGGUGAAGAUAAAUCUACCAUCGCCAUGCUGCCCUCCCCAUACAGCAAGAUCACAGCACCCAGGCGACCUCAGCGCUACAGCAGCGGCCACGGAAGCGACAACAGCAGCGUGCUGAGCGGGGAGCUGCCUCCAGCCAUGGGCCGCACGGCCCUGUUCUACCACAGCGGCGGCAGCAGCGGAUACGAGAGCAUGAUCCGAGACAGUGAAGCCACAGGCAGCGCUUCCUCUGCCCACGACUCCAUGAGCGAGAGUGGCAUGUCAACGUCCGGCAGAACGAGGGGCUCAAAGUAUCCCAAGAAGAGAACAAAUGGUUUCCAGAGGAGGCGGCUGAUCCCGGCACCCCUGCCAGACACCUCCACCCUGGGGAAGAAAGCUGGCACAGCGGGUCAGUGGGUGGACUUGCCUCCUAUGUCUGGACCGCUGAAGGAGCCCUUUGAGAUCAAGGUGUAUGAGAUCGAUGAUGUGGAACGGCUUCAGAGGCGGCGUCAGGAGGAAACCGCAGAGCAACCAUUCCAGGAUGUUGACAAGGGCCUGCUGUAUUUCAACAGUAAGCUGAAAAUACUGGAGAGAAGGCAACAGCAAGUGAAGGACCUGAGAGCAAAGCAUGAGGUGUUGUUGGAGGAGCUGGAAGACACAAAGGCCCGGUUGAUGAUGGACCCCUGCAAGUGGAUAGGAGAGUUUGAGGUGGACCAGAGUUUGGAUAAAGAGUCUCCUGAGUAUCUGGAGGCCCUGGCACAGGCCACUGAGGAGCUGGAUUUCUGCGUCAACCUAUGCAAGUCCCGCGUCAUGAUGGUGACCUGCUUCGACAUCAGCACGUCGUCGGCGCCGUUGUCUUGCCCGCAGGAGGGACUGCGUGAAGUUGAAGUGUGAGGACGAAAGAAAGUUGAGGUGGAGAAAAGAGGAAGUGAGAAGAAGGAUGAUGAAGAAAUGUAGCAGCCGGUUUCUAGUUACCACUGGAAUGAAGAACAACCAGAGGCAGAGACGAGAGUGGAUCAUUGCAUUGAUCAACAGAGGAAAUCUUAACCACCUAACUACAGUGCCUCGUUGUCCAGGACAUGGUUUUAAAGACAGAGGAAUGAAACGUGAGCACAAAUGUUGUUGCCCAAAUGGCAAGGCAGUGGCCAUCACUUACUCAAGAGUCACCAACACCUGGAAGUGCCUUUUUUAUCACUUUGUUUUAAGUCAUUAUUUUUCAUAUGGUGCAGGUAUCUUAAGCAUACCCGGGCAAACCCUGAACAUAUUUCUUUUAUGAUAAAAUAUUUUAUAUUGCAUUGUAUAGUGUAUUUAUAUGAUUAUGUGGUGUGUACAAAUAUCCUUUUACGGGAAAAAAAAAAAAAGAAAGAGAAAAAAAAAGAAAAAAGCAAUAAGCUAAUGUUAUUGCGCUCCCAGACUUUGCCUUUUCUCUUGUUUCAAACCUCAGUCUGCAUUUUAUCCAUCUUCAUUCAGCCUCUUGCGCCUUAUGUUAACUCUCUGGUUCUGUAGUUUUCUAGAUUCUCAAACUGGACUGUGUUAUCUCAUCAAGGACUGCAUUCGCUGUUGUCACUCGUCUCCUGCCAGCCGGCCUGUAAGAGGCUUGCAGCGCUGAGUGAAUGUUUUUUUUUUCCUCCAGUUGCCUUGAUCAAAAUGGGUCUCAGUGGACGCUCUAAGGUAGAGCAGCCGCUCUGUUGGGGGACAGGAGGCUUCUUCAAGCUGCGAGAUGACGAGACAUGAAGCCAAAACAUAUCAAUCAAAGGGCCACUGUGACGGAUAGUGAGUGAUUAUUCUCGAUUCAGCCAUUCUCUCUGGUGCCUCAGUAUGUGGUAAUGCAAACCUGAGAGACUUAACCUUCCCCACACUAGCCUAUGAGGAUAGCAUAAUGAAUGGUUCCACUGAUAGCGGUGCUCAUCAGUGAGCCUGAAACACUGUCAGACACUGUAUGAUGAAGGGGCACAGAUGAGAUAGCACAGGUCUACCGGCCUCAUACCCAGUACUUUUUUUAAGUGCUGCCAAUCCUUGGCUCUAUGCAUUCCAAUACAUUUACUGCAAUUACUGCAAGAACCUCAGUACCGACUUAAAGGGCAACAACAUAGUUCUGGCCUCUUACGUCCCCCACCCUUUUUUUUAAAGAGGUCCAUUAAUGAAGUCGAGCCAGUGUCCAAAACAAUGACUUCAGAAUUGUUGAUUUUCCUGUGAAAUGAUGCAGUGAUUAAGAGCCAAUGAUCAUAACAUUGUUUAGCAAAAUCAAUCAUGACAUCAGCUCUUUAAAGCUGCCAGAAUGUGUUUGUUGUAAAUCAAAAUGGCUGACACGGAGAGGACAAAGAUGAUCGGUGAAAAUUAAUGUCAAGAAAAACAAACUGGCUUUGUUGUACUUCGGUGUGUUUGAUUUCUAUAUCUAUGACAUAAAUGACUUUGUGUUCUUUCUUUUACAAAGAUGUACUCUCUCAGGCCCUCUCUGAAGAUGCUGCAUGAGAUUUUUUAAUCAUUUCUAAGAAUGAUUUCUACUCCAUUUUUACCAUUCUAAUUUUUUACAAUAACUUCAGUUUUCAAUGAUGUGUGGGGGUUAAGGCUCAUGAAUUAAAGAACUAUUACCAAACCAAGACCUUUUUUCCAAUAAAUUAUUAUAUGUAAGGUCAUAUUUCAUAUCAAAACCCAUAUUUUCGAAUCCCUUUGUUUUUGUAUAGGACUUUCAGACCCAAAUGUAUAAAUGUAUGAUACGGCAGCUUGUGUUUUACUUUUACAGUACCUGUGAAUAAAAUGGUUCUACAUA